CUCCGCAUUUCUCCUCUCCUCUCCUCUCCCCUCGCUCGUUCGUCGCGUCCUCCUCAGAUCAACAAACCGUGUCCUGCUGCUGCCUCUGGAAACCACCGGGGGAUCGCCCCGCCCUUUCCUUCCCGCACCUCAGAUCCUCCGUCCGAAAACGGCAGCUUCCGGAGGUGUCCCGUCUCCCUGCUCCUUCCGGCGCGACGGGUGGCACGGCUCGCGGAUCCGGCGGUCUUCGGUCGACGGCGAGGCGGCGCUCGUCUUGGAUCGGGAGUGGUUGCUGAGGCGCGGAGAUGGUGGCCGAGGCGGAAGUCAUGCAUCAGUCCCCCGUUCCGGUGCUGGAGGUGCAGUACCACCGGCGCGCGACGACCAAGGGGGUUGACGACGUCGUCGGGAUGUCCGCGCCCGCCCCCGCGGAGGUUGGGGUUGGGGUUGGGGUUGAGGUCGAGGUCGAGGUCGAGGUCGCCGUGGAGGUGCCUCGCAUGGGGUUGGAGCAGCCUGAUGUCGCACCAAGUUUAUCCACGGACAUGAUACAGCAGUUUGUGCCCAACAUCCGUUCUGGUAGCUUCGCCGACAUUGGGCCUCGGAGGUAUAUGGAGGACGAGCACAUCCGAAUAGAUGAUCUUUCCGCCCAUCUCGGCUCGAUGUUGGUCUGCCCUCUGCCUAGCGCCUUCUACGGGGUCUUUGACGGCCAUGGCGGCCCGGACGCCGCAGCCUACAUGAAGAGGCAUGCGAUGAGGUUCUUGUUUGAGGAAAGCGAGUUCCCACAGGCGUCGCAGGUGGAUGAGGUGUACCUCGAGUCCGUGGAGAGCUGUGUCCGCAGAGCCUUCCUGCAGGCGGACCUUGCCCUGGCUGAUGAUCUGGACAUCAGCCGGUCCUCUGGAACCACGGCGCUCACUGCAUUAGUGUUUGGAAGGCAACUGGUGGUCGCGAACACGGGGGACUGCCGCGCGGUGUUGUGCCGGAAAGGAGUGGCGAUGGAGAUGUCCCGCGACCACCGCGCGAACCACGUGGAGGAGCGCGAGAGGGUGGCCGCGUCGGGCGGGUACAUCGAGGACGGGUACCUGAACGGGGUGCUGUCGGUGACGCGGGCGCUGGGCGACUGGGACAUGAAGGCGCCCGGCGCGUCGGCGUCGGCGGCGCUGAUCGCGGAGCCCGAGUUCCGGCGGGCGACGCUGGGUGAGGACGACGAGUUCCUCGUCAUGGGGUGCGACGGGAUCUGGGACGUGAUGACGAGCCAGCACGCGGUGAGCCUGGUGCGGCGCGGCCUGCGGCAGCACGACGACCCCGCGCGCUGCGCCCGGGAGCUGGUGAUGGAGGCCAAGCGGCUGGAGACGGCCGACAACCUGACGGUCGUCGUGGUGUGCUUCGCGCCGGAGAUGGGGUCGCCGUUUACACCGCAGCAACAGCAGGAGGAGGAGCUGCCCGCGAGGCCCAGGAGCUGCAAGAAGGGCCUGUCGACGGAGGCGCUGUGCAGCCUGAGGAGCUGGCUGGAUACGGACCACCGGUAGAGGGAGGAAGAGCUGGGGGGUGUGUAAAUACUGGAGUAUUAUGCUGACAGCAACACUGGUUGAUUAUGAGCGCUGGGCCAUCUGUUGAGGAUUUUACGUAGGCUGGUUCAGCAGCCAGCAGUUUUGUAGGUUUCGUUCUUCCUUUUCACCCUUGUUAUCUAGUCGUUUGUUGUACAUACAUGUAUGGAUGCUGCUGAUGACAUCUGUGUGCUGCGCUCCAUUGCCACCAACUUUCUUUUUACCGAGAGCCCAGUGAGAAGAGGAUAGCGGAGCAGGCACAGCCACUGCAUUUGACCACAGUUUUCAGGCACAGCGACACUGGGAAAGAUCAAUCAAUCAACUUUGUCUUGAGCCGAGCAGGUAGCAGAUGGGAGUGGACUACUACUAGUAGUGCCAUUGCGGCGACAAACCGGGUUAGACAAUAUUAUUAUAGGAGACAGACAGGAUAUGAUCGGCUGCCUAAUCGACAAUUAUUUUGAUGUUUCGAUUUUUAUAGAUACAAUGUUUUUACUCUA
Messenger RNA from Zea mays, 2017 nucleotides. RefSeq lists its product as uncharacterized. The transcript is spliced from 4 exons. Gene Ontology annotation, biological process: protein dephosphorylation. NCBI's taxonomy places the organism in Eukaryota, Viridiplantae, Streptophyta, Magnoliopsida, Poales, Poaceae. The record is from RefSeq and is marked validated. The coding region runs from base 285 to 1502 and encodes 405 amino acids. Gene Ontology annotation, molecular function: cation binding; protein serine/threonine phosphatase activity.